Messenger RNA from Pediculus humanus corporis (human body louse), 906 nucleotides. RefSeq lists its product as uncharacterized. The transcript has 2 exons. Gene Ontology annotation, molecular function: calmodulin-lysine N-methyltransferase activity. Lineage: Eukaryota; Metazoa; Arthropoda; Insecta; Psocodea; Pediculidae. The record is from RefSeq and is a predicted model, not a curated record. Gene Ontology annotation, cellular component: cytoplasm. The coding region runs from base 1 to 906 and encodes 301 amino acids.
AUGCCCGAGAAAAAUGAAGUAUUAAAAAAUUGUUGUCCGAGUUAUUUUGGGAAAAAAGAAAUUGCUCGAAAACGUUGGAAAUUGUUGGCAAGAGUUUUAAUAAAAACUCAAAAGACGUGUACAGAAACAUUUAAAUUAAAAUGUCUCCCCGUUAGAAGAUUAAAUACUUUUGACUUAAUCAAACCAAUAAUAACAGAAGAAGGGAAAGAUGGAUAUUGGUUUGAAUAUUCAACUAAAAUAUUAAAUAUCGUAUAUCGAGCUCAAAUUCAUCACCUUAAUCAAAAAUUAACGGCCACAGAAUUAAUAGGGUUUAAUAAUACCGGAAAUAUAAGGGUUUGGCCAUCGGAAGAGGUUUUAACAUAUUAUCUUCUGACAAACAUAAACAUAUUUAAGGGAAAACAUGUUUUAGAAUUAGGAGGUGGCAUGACUUGUUUGGCGGGAAUUUUUUUAGCCAUUUACGGAAAUGCAAACCAAAUUGAUUUAACUGAUGGAAAUACAACUUCCGUUGAAAACGUUAUGAAAAUAAUUGAAAAAAAUAAUUUCGAUUCAAACAAAGUCAAGGCUUAUCAAUUAGAUUGGAAAAAUCAUAAAGAUUUGAAUAAAAGUUACGAUAUCGUUAUUUCUUCGGAUUGUUUAUUUUUUAAUGAAACACGAGAGGAUUUAGUUGAAACCUUUUGGAAUUCUCUUAAGGAAGACGGUUUAGGAUUAAUAAUGGCGCCAAAACGCGGAAACACUUUGAAUUUAUUUUUAAAUAUUGCUAAUAAAAAAGGUUUUAAAACUAUUUUGCAAACUUAUUACAAUGAUAUUGUUUGGAAUAAACAUUUACAAUUAAAAAAUUUAAAUUCGGAAUAUAAUGAAGAUUUAAAUUAUCCCCUUUUGAUCAUGUUGUAUAAAAUUAAUAAAUAA